This is a messenger RNA of Nematocida major, 5658 nucleotides long. RefSeq lists its product as uncharacterized. Gene Ontology annotation, molecular function: protein binding. The transcript has a single exon. The coding region runs from base 1 to 5658 and encodes 1885 amino acids. NCBI's taxonomy places the organism in Eukaryota, Fungi, Microsporidia. Gene Ontology annotation, cellular component: nucleus. The record is from RefSeq and is a predicted model, not a curated record.
AUGAAUGAACUUAAUAAACUUUGCAGCAUAAAGAGGGUUGUUAGUGAGCUGGUCAAAGAGAAGGCUGAGGCGCAGGACUACUACUGCUGCCUUCUCGCCAGCGAGAUAGAGUUCUCCACAAAGGACGAAAUAUGGAUGGCUCUGUGCAUAUUGAAAGAUAAAGAUAAGACACCAGGGUUUGAAGUCCUUAAAAGCCUCAUUAUGAAGGUUGUUGCAAACAAAAGGGCGGCAACGUCCCAGCACUACAAAGUGUUUUUGGGGAUCGUAGAAGAACUCCCGGACAGCGCAGAGAUAGUCGCGUCUUUGCUCCUCGAGCAAGAGGAGUCUGUGCUUGUAAAAGAAACAAGAAAAUAUCUAAAGUCAAAAGACGAGACAUCGAUGGAGGUGCUCUCGUGCAUUGCCAAGAAGGUCGCGGUGUCCAGCCCUGUGUUUGGCGCGCUUGUGGCGCUGCUUCCGUACUACUACAACGUGCACAAGAUCCAGUCUGUGCAGCUGAUUGGGGGCAUUUUGAGCCGGCUCAGCUCCUCUGGCAUGAUAAGCGCGCUGGCGUCUUUUUACAAAAGAGAGCAUUUAUAUGGGGCCAUUUGCAUGGCGGCGCUGGCGUGCAGCGCCCUGGACGUGGGGCUGUGCAGCGCGGUGGGGGCAGCCAAAGACCAUCUGCUGGGCAAGGACGCCAGGCAGUCGCUGAAAAAGCUGAACCGGCACAGAGGGUUCUAUGUUUCGCUGUACGUUCUGGCGAUGGGGCUUUUGUACUGCUCAGGGGACAUUGGCAGCGCGUUCAUCGAGGAGCUUGCAGUGCUGCACGGGGCAUGCGUCUGGCCAGGCAUUUUCCCGUCUCUGGAGAAGGUGUUCAGGAUGGCCGCAGGGCCGAAAAAAGAAAGCAUAGGGAGGGCGGCGGUCAGGAUAGUUGCCAAAAGAGGGCAGGUAUGUGGGCAUGCGCUGGCCAUUAUAAAGGAGCUUGACGCGUCGCUGGUGGACGUGGAGACCGCUGCAAGCCUGAUAGAGGUGCUUCUUUUGAGCAGAGAGGGCGGCGCUCUCGAUGUCGCGCAGGCCUGGAUGCGCUCAGCGGGCCUGCAGGAGGCCUUUUCCAGGCGGAUUUUGUCCGAGGAAAAGCCAAGCGCGUACUUCCACACAGUAGAGCCCGACUUUCUAUCAGAGAGGGAGCAGGCCAUAUACUGCAGCAGGCUCCUGGACGCCGUGCUCGCUGCUGCGCCGGAAGAGCUCUCCAGGCUCGUGCAGAAAGCGCACACGCUCAGCAUAUGCGCAAAGCAGAAGGUGGUGGAGGCGCUGGAGGCGCGCCUAGACCGGGCAUCGGAAAAGAGCAAGCAGGUGCUUUUUGCAGAGAAGAUGGCGGAAAUAGUGGAAAUGGAGAGGCUUCCUAGGCUUCUGCGCAUAGACACAGAAAAAACAAAGAAAUGCAUUGAGCAGCACUACCGGAUACUGAAGGCGCAGAACACGCCGGAAAAAAUCGCCCUGCACGAGAUACAGCAGAGCAUAAAGAGAGACAGAGAGUUCAAAAAGGGGACAAAGCUUUUCUACUGGGGCGUGCACAUGUUUCCGCAAGAGAUGAAGCAUGCAUACAUGGGCGUGCACAUGGCGAUCUGCGAGAGCAUAGCCCGGCGAGAGGUGAAAGACUACACAUACUCGUUCCGCAUACUGCGAUGUGGAAUAGAAAAGGAGGUUGCGCCAGACGCUAGAUACUGCGGCAUAUUCACGAACGAGGUUGCAAUGUGGCUUUACAGAGAAAAGGAGCUUGUGGUCUCGCUGAACAGCUACCUGGAGGCGCUGUGCGCCUACUCGGAGAAAUACCUAAUAGCAUGCACAGGCUCGAUAGAGCACAUCAGAAGGCACAGCACAGUGCGGUGCACCAUUAUGUCUUGCAACACUGCGCUGCACAAUUUGCAGGUCCUGCAGGCACAAAACGCCGCCUCAGAGCAGGCCGGAGUCCCGCAGUGCGCACAAGAGGCCAAGCGCAUGCCAAACAUUACAGAUAGGAUCCUCCUGUGCGUUAUGCACGUGAUGGAGGCGCACCAGGACGCAAGCCUUCUUUCGGUGCUGUCGGCGGGUGCAGCGUCCAGCGCCUCGUUCAGCGCCAAAGACAGGCACGGGCUGUUUAAAUAUGUAAUUCAGCGGCUGCAGCACACACAGCCGCGCAUUCUGGCUGCGCUUCUGUCGAUAUACCCAGACGGAUGGAAGGACGUGCUUGCCUUCACAGAAAGAGCCCCUCCGGCUCUUACGGCAGACUAUCUUACAAUGACGGAAAUGCUGCUUCUUUUAUGCAAAGAGCCGCAUAAGCUGGCUAGGCGAAUCGAGCGCCUUGACGAAAAGUACAGCUCCAUGAUCAAGCUGGAGCGCAACACGCACAAGCAGUACAUAUCCCUAAAGACGGCAGAGGCGCGGCUGUGCAGCACAGCAGCGGAGCGCACAGUCGAGGCCAUUCUGAAGAAAAUAGAAAGGGACGGGGUGGAAAAAGAGCUGUUUGCUUCCGUGGCGGGCCUGUUUGCAAGCACGUGCAUGGACCCCGAGAGGAUACAGGAGGAAAUCAAGAGGCGAGUAAACAGAAAGACCGCGCCGUUUUUCCUGCCUAUUCUCUACAAGAUGCAGGGCCCACAAGAAGUUCCCGAGAUGGUGAAUAUCCCGCUUGCAGACAGCCUCCGGCCUGCAGUUAAAACCGAAGUUGUCCAGCUGCUCCGGCAGGAGGAGAGCGUGCUUAUAAACUCAAGCCGGUAUAUGCUGGUUCAGGAGCAUGCCGAGCAGCUCGGCGCAGCCCGAAACCCCAAGGGAAUUAUGCUGUUUUUUCUGAAGGAGUCGCCCAGCCCUUUGCUUGCAGCGUUUGCAAAUAGCGCGGAGGCGUCGCCCGAGCUGCUUCUGGACCUGUUCCCAAUUGCGCUCGACACCGCGCUCAGGGAGAUGCCCCGCACUCUGAAAAGAAACAUGCUGGGCGCGCUGGGCGAGGUGGCGCUGUUGCUGGACAGCACGCAGAAAAUGAAAGGGGUGCUGCAGGAGGGAAUAGAGUAUGUGAUAAGGGAGUCUAUGGGCUCGCUGGAAAUCGAGCAUAUGCUGAAGUACAUCGCCCCAGAGCGAAGAUACCUGUAUGCAGGAAACUUGGCGCCAGCUGAGAACAUUGCCAAGCUGAAGUAUCUGCAGAAGCAUGACCCUGAGGAGGCAGACAUUUUCCAGAUGUAUUUGAAAAACAACGACAGCGACGCCGGCCCGCUUGCAGACUGCUCGGAAGAGGCGCUGAAAGAGGCGUGCAUGCUGGGCAGCUUAGAGAAGGCAGUGAGCGCUGCUGCUUCUCUGCUGAGCACCUGGGAUGCCCCGCAUGUGCCAGAGCUUCUGGCUGUUUACCGCUCUUCGGCUGCAGGCAUGCUCAGGGCGGUUGGGGCUCUGAACUUGUCGCUUACACACGAGCUGCAUGGCAAAAUCACGCCGGGGUGGCUAAGGAUCAUGGCCAAAACCAAUAAGGUGGCAGAAAGCGUUCUGAAAAGCACCAGGAAGCUCCCAGAGGAGCAGAGAGGCGCAGACUUGAGCGUGCAGAGAACAUGCCAGGAGUAUAAGCAGCGCAUAGGAAACGAAAUUCUGGCGGCUGCGAUACAGCCCUGCUCGCUUCUUUCCCCGUUUAUCCCGCAGCGAAAGCUGCCGCUAGAGGGCCUGCUGAGGCGGGCGGUUGAGCUCCGCGACGCAAGGCUGGUUAGGCUCUUCAUGGAGGCCGAGUCUGGAGAGAGCCUGCAGUACUGCGCCAGAGUGGUGGCAAAGGCAUGCACAGACAGCUAUGGGAGCGCAGACGAGUGCAAUGCCGCGCUGGACACGUUUCUUUGCGGAUUUGCCGACGCAGGCCUGGCAGGAGCCAUUGAGAAAGAGCGGCGCAGCGCGCUGGCUCGCUGGGGAAAGCUGCGCAUCGCAAAGGCGGGGCUGAAGGAAAAAGUUGAAAUACUCAAAGAAAUAGUUGCGUGUGGAAAUGAAAGAGAUGAUGCAGUGAUGCUUUUGCGCGUGAUCAACGAUAUACCCCCGGAGGAGGAGGCGCCCUGCGGCAUAGAGGAAGUGAUUGAAACGAUAAAUCCGUUGCACUUGUUUGAGAGCAUGCAUGAGGUGGCUCGCCUGGAAAGCAUGCAUCCAAAGUAUGCGCUGCUUGCAAUGAAAAGAAUGAUAAGCUGCAGCCCGGGCUGGGGGGUGUUUACGUGGGCAGUCCAUAGGAGCGGGCCUCCUGCAGGCAGCCCGCUGGCUGUGUGCGCUGCAAUGCAGGCAGGAAAAGAGUAUGCAGACGCGAUGCAGGAGAUUGCGCAGACGCCAGGAGAGUUCUUGCUAGGAAAGCUGCCGCAUCUAAAGCUCCGAGAAAAAAGAUAUGCAAGGCCUGAAGCGCCCACGCUGCGGCAGGCAGGGCUGGAGAACCCCAGGAAGGACGCUGAGUGCCGAAAUCUGAGCGCGUGCCUGGGAAGCCUGCUAGAAAAAAACAAGGGGCUUCUAAAGACGCCAAAGUACCGGGAAAAAACCGCGUCGGACAGCAUGGUGAAGAAGGCGUACGCAGAAAUGCAGGACUUUGCGGAGGCUCCGCAGAAAACAGAAGCCUGGAAAAUACUGUGCAGAAACCGAAUAGGCGUGCUGGUGAACAUGCUUUUGCAGACAAGAGAAGCCAAAAUCGUGCUGAACAAAAGAGCAAAAAGGAUAUUUGCGGACGGGUAUCUUCCUGGAGAGGGAACAAAGAUUUUCAAGGUGGAGAAAAGCGUGCCUAUUGUUUAUUCGCUGAAAAGCCCCCGAAUCAUCAAAUUCACGGGAGAAGACGGGAUUUGCCGAGAGUACUUGGUCAAGCUGGAGAAAGACGCAGAGGUGGAAAGGGCGGUGGCGCGCAUGUCCAGGGUUCUUGGCGCGCUGGUUCCAGAUGCGUACGAGAUACUGCGCGGAAGCAUUCUUGUGGCCAAGUAUGUGUGCAACAGCCAGUCGCUGAAAGAGUGCAUUUUGGAGAUCAGACGAGACAAGGAGGCAGAGCGCGGCAUAAAGGGCAGGUCUUUGGAAAGGCGGGAGAGAGAAGAGGUGCGGAAGCUGUGCGCGAACUACAACGACCUGAAAGAGGCAGAAAAGCUCGAAAUCUACCGAAAGGUGACAGACUUUACAGCGAAGGAAAUUGCGCACUGGAUAUGCAAGCACACGCCCACUGUGCACUCGUACAUGGAAAGGGCGCGGCAGUUUUCUAGGACGUACUUGUACAAUAGCCUUGUGGCGUACGCCCUUGGCGUGGGAGACCGGCACCCCGGGAACAUUUUGAUUCUGUCCGACGCGUCGGCAAUGCACAUCGACUAUGUGGACGCGUUCGACACCCUCAGCAUGCGGACAAAGUACCAGGAAAGAGUUCCGAUGCGGCUCACGCCGAUGAUUCUCUCUGCGAUUGGCCCAGAUGCCAUGGAAAGACUGGUCUGUGUCGGGAUGCGCAUAUUCAGGCAGUACAGAGAAGACUUUGUGCUAAUAGAAAGCAUGCUGGCUCUUCUUUUUUCCAAAAGAGCGCAUUUUCGAAAGCUGACACACGAGGACGUGUGCGCAGAGAUCGGCAGGAAGUUGGGCGUGCCCCAGUUUGAGAGAGAGGCCGCGCUGAAGGACAUAUACAGAAGGGCCACCUCCAUAGAAGCUAUAUCCCAAAUGUAUUUUGGAUGGAUGCCUUUUUGGUGA